GCCCGCUCCCUCCGGGGCCCGGCGCCCGGGCCCGCAGUCGCACGGCGCCGCCAUGGAGCUGGGGCUCGCGGGCCGCCGCGCGCUGGUCACGGGCGCGGGCAAAGGCAUCGGGCGCAGCACGGUGCUGGCGCUGCACGCCGCGGGGGCGCAGGUGGUGGCCGUGAGCCGGACCCGGGCCGACCUGGAGAGCCUGGUGUGUGAGUGUCCCGGAGUGGAGCCCCUGUGCGUGGACCUGGGGGACUGGGCGGCCACGGAGCGGGCGCUGCGUGACGUGGGCCCCGUGGACCUGCUGGUGAACAACGCGGCUGUGGCGCUUCUGCAGCCCUUCCUGGAGAUCACCAAGGAGGCAUGUGACACGUCCUUUGAGGUCAACCUGCGGGCAGUGAUCCAGGUGUCCCAAGUGGUGGCCCGUGGCCUCAUUGCCCGGGGAGUCCCUGGCUCCAUCGUGAAUGUGUCCAGCCAGGCAUCACAGCGAGCCCUAACUAACCACAGUGUGUACUGCUCCUGCAAGGGUGCCCUCGACAUGCUCACCAAGGUGAUGGCUCUGGAGCUAGGGCCUCACAAGAUCCGUGUGAAUGCGGUGAACCCCACAGUCGUCAUGACGCCCAUGGGCCAGGCCAACUGGAGCGACCCCCAGAAGGCCAAGUCCAUGCUGGAUCGUAUCCCUCUGGGCAGGUUUGCAGAGAUGGAGAAUGUGGUGGACACCAUCCUCUUCCUGCUGAGUGACCGCAGCAGCAUGACCACAGGGGCGACGCUGCCUGUGGACGGAGGCUUCCUGGCCACCUGAGCCUCCGCACUGCUGCCCUGCGCUGAGCCCCCAAUAAACACACUGCUGCUUC
Sorex fumeus (smoky shrew) is the source of this 839-nucleotide messenger RNA. It is a transcript of the gene DCXR, whose product is annotated as dicarbonyl and L-xylulose reductase. Gene Ontology annotation, molecular function: L-xylulose reductase (NADPH) activity; carbonyl reductase (NADPH) activity. The transcript has 8 exons. Gene Ontology annotation, biological process: xylulose metabolic process; glucose metabolic process. NCBI's taxonomy places the organism in Eukaryota, Metazoa, Chordata, Mammalia, Eulipotyphla, Soricidae. The record is from RefSeq and is a predicted model, not a curated record. Bases 53 to 787 code for a protein of 244 amino acids.